AUGGCGAAGAGUGAUAUUCGGAAGCAAAGCUGGAACGUCAGCAUCAGGUGGACACAACAUCGUACCAACGCCACGUUCGCCAACCAGAACAACCAGAUCGCUGCGCAGGGCGUCGAGACCAAAGACUUGACAGCGCAGACCCAGGGCAUCAUUGACGGUGGCAGCGCGGUGGGCGAUACUUCCAGCGCCGCCAGCAGUGUGGAAGGUGGGCAUGGUGCCAGAUCGCAGCAACCCAUUGACGACACCAUCCAGUACGGUGGCACAUUCCUUCGACCUCUUCUGCGUGAGCAGAGGAUUGAGUAUCACGUCACGGCGUUACCCGCAAGUUUUUGGCAGUUGCGUGGCAGUGUUGAGCCCGUGUUUCAUGGAGUUGCACGGUCGUGCACCCUCAAGUUCCCCCACCCCGUUUCCGCCAAGGUCUUCCAGCAUGCGUGCAGCGAAGCUGGCUUCAUGAGUGGGGAGAUCCUCGUCCAGAUGGAGCACUUCGUCCGCGUCUGCCGCGGGGAGGAGAAGCCGCUGUGCAGUGGCAUGGACGCCAUCGAGAGCUUGGCCGUGAUCGCCGCGGUGCGCCGCUCGGCGGAAUCAGGACUCCCCGUGCGGCCCGGUGACAUGCUCGCGGAGGCUUCGGGCCAGAGCGUUAUCUACAAGCAGCCGCUGGCGAUCGAGCGCACCGCCAGGGUCAAGAGCGAGGACAUGUCCACGAUCUUCCCGGGGGCGACCCCUACGGACUCCGGCGUCAAGCACAGCCGCGCCUCCCAGUGCAGCGCCUCCAAGGGCAACGUGAAGCAGAGCUGCGCCUCGUUGUCCCUCCUCAGCUGCGCCGAGAAAGACGACGAGGGCGACGCCGUUCCUUGA
This is a messenger RNA of Prorocentrum cordatum, 855 nucleotides long. Lineage: Eukaryota; Dinophyceae; Prorocentrales; Prorocentraceae. The record is from the annotation of a GenBank genome assembly.